GGCGGGCCCGAUGUGGGCGGCCGGGCUGUUGGGGGCUGCUUCGCCGGCUUCCUCGGCCGGCUGCAGGUCCAGGUCUCGGCCUUCCUCCGGCCCCUUCUCCGACCUCAUGGCGGGCGCCCCGGGGCAGGGGCCGGAGACGGUGACGGUCUGCUCGCCGUCGCCGCCGCUGAGCUGCAGCAAUUCCACCAUGUCACUGUUGUCUCCCCUUGGCCACCAGAGCUUCCCGUUUGACUACGACGAUGGCGACGGGGAGGAUGAGGAGGACGUGGAGGAAGAUGCUCAGGAUUUAGAAGCUAAGGUGGCGAACCUGAGAGGAGUGGAGUUACAGGGGUGCGUCAGCAGUGUGGUUGGGUCAGAAGAUAACCAAGAGCAGAAACAGGUGUGCCUACCCGAAAGCCGCCUGACACCAUGGGAAGUGUGGUUUGUUGGCAAAGAAAAAGAAGAACGUGACCGUCUGCAACAGAAGGCUCUGGAGGAAUUAAAUCAACAGCUAGAAAAAAGAAAAGAAAUGGAAGAGCGUGAAAAAAGAAAGGCAAUUGCUGAAGAAAAGCACAAGGAAUGGGUUCAGAAGAAGAAUGAACAGAAAAAAAAAGAAAGGGAACAAAAAAUUAAUAAAGAAAUGGAGGAAAAAGCAGCAAAGGAGAUGGAGAAAGAACAUUUGCAAGAAAAGGCAAAAGAAAAAUAUCAGGAAUGGUUGAAGAAAAAAAAUGCUGAAGAAUGUGAGAAGAAGAAGAAAGAAAAGGAAAAAGAAAAACAACGGCAAGCUGAAUUACAGGAAAAAAAGGAAAUAGCAGAGAAAAAGUUUAAGGAAUGGUUGGAAAAUGCAAAAAAUAAACCUCGUCCAGCUGCAAAGGGCUAUGGUUAUGCCAACGGAAAACUUACAGAUUUUUACAGUGGAAAUUCUUAUCCAGAACCAGCCUUUUAUAACCCAAUUCCAUGGAGACCCAUUCAUAUGCCUCCUUCCAAAGAAGCUAAGGACCUAUCAGGAAAGAAGACUAAAAGGCCUGUAAUAAGUCAGCCACACAGGUCAUCGUCUCUGGUGGUUCAGAAAGCCAGAAACAAUCUUUGCCUUGGAAGUCUGUGCAGAAUACAAAGAUAGCAGAUAUG
Messenger RNA from Puma concolor (puma), 1107 nucleotides. It is a transcript of the gene CCDC34, whose product is annotated as coiled-coil domain containing 34. The record is from RefSeq and is a predicted model, not a curated record. Lineage: Eukaryota; Metazoa; Chordata; Mammalia; Carnivora; Felidae.